Molecule: messenger RNA, 12924 nt
Organism: Homarus americanus (American lobster)
Lineage: Eukaryota; Metazoa; Arthropoda; Malacostraca; Decapoda; Nephropidae
Product: DNA-dependent protein kinase catalytic subunit-like
Exons: 50
Coding region: 24-12233 (4069 amino acids)
Biological process (GO): double-strand break repair via nonhomologous end joining; telomere maintenance
Cellular component (GO): nucleus
Molecular function (GO): DNA-dependent protein kinase activity; protein binding
Source: RefSeq, a predicted model, not a curated record
CAGGUCGGGACACAGCCGUCGUCAUGGCGGGUGGUAGGAGAGGCGAGGUUGAACAGUUACUUGAUAAAUUACAUGAUUGUUUCACUCCAGAUGGCCAGAGAGACACAGAAACCUCCCGGAAUGUAGUGGUAGAUGUUGCUGAAUACCUCUCCCAAAACUUGUCUCCUGUUCAGUAUGAUUUGUCCCUGAGUCAUGUCCUGGGCGAGAAAGGGAUCAUCGUCUUUGGCCGAAAAGUGUCUAAGGAUCAAGCAUUUGUGGAAACUAAGAAGAGUACACUUAAUGUGAUCAAGAUUUUAAUUGAAAAAGAUGUCAAGAAGAUUGUUAAAUAUGUUGAUGAUAUCAGAAAGUACACCAUGUUUCUCUAUUAUGUGGACAACUCCACAACAGUACGUGCAGUGGCACUUGAGGUGUUCUGUGUACUGUUGGAGAAAUGUGGAUCCCACAUAAAUGUUGCCGAUAUUAAUGUGGACCAAUUUAUUGAACGACUCUUUCUUAGUAUUCGCAGUCCAAAGGGUUCUACAGUGAUGCAUCAUCAACUGAGAACUUUAGGCAUGCUUACCAAUACCUACCCUGAAAAUUUGCGUCACCAAGCGUCAUUCAUACUCAAGAUUUUCAAGGAGCAACUAGCAAAGCAUACGGGCACCAAACCUGACCUCAUAGCUUUGGCAGGAGUGUUGCGAGGACUCACUCUCUACCUGUAUCACUUCCCUGAGGGGCUGGAUGAUGAUCCUCAGCUGUUUGAGCACCUCUAUAAACAUAUUCACAAAGUCCUGAAUCCUGAUUUAAACUUGCCAAGAAGGGAUGCACAGAGAGCUGCUCUGGAACUGGUCUGCGCUCAUGGGGAUAAAUUCUCUGCUCAGAUGUAUGAGAAGUACGACACACUGUUCCCAUGGCUCAUUAAGUGGUGCGGCGCCAAGAACCGUGAUGAUCACAAGGCUGCAUUACCUACCAUGGACACCUUCAUCUGUGUUAUAGCAAAUAUGUUGGAGUUGCAGGCAGGAGGAGGUGACAAGAAAGGUGUACAAGUUUUUAAGUAUUUUCUGCAACAAUAUAACCUGCUGCUAGAAAAGAGUGACAGCACCUCCCAAGUGGGCCUCGCAGUGAAGGGCUACGCCUCACUCUCAGCAGCGUGCCGACUGUUCCUCUCACCUGUUGAGGUGCACACCAUGUACACUCAGGUCCUCACUGCAAGCCAUUAUUAUUUUUAUCAAUCCACUGACAUGCCAGAAAAUAAACUCAACAGUCUGCCAAACUAUGUUGAGUCGUUAGCUAUUAUUAUUAACAACAUGAGCUUGGUAAACAUGGGAAUUAUGGAGAGCGUACAGCAGCUGUCAUUGGCCCUCGUGGAGAAAUUCCCCCUGAUAUCCAUGUUCCGCAGGUUCUUGGCAUACCGUGCUCUCUUCAAGCUCUUCCAUGCUGUGUACAGUAAAGCAGAAUAUUUUCAAGACUUUCUGCACACCUUUGUGUACAAUUCCAUCGUGGUGACUUGCUCCCACGCUCCGGAGAUGGAGUCCUCCCCGGGGGAAGAAGGUGUCACCUGGAGGAGCAACAGUCCUGAAGGUGAUGGUAAAUGGAAGGGACUGAAGAAUGAAGUCACAAGUUACAAGAGCUUCUUACCUAUCUGGAAUGCCUUCAUGAAGCCUGAAAAGGUGGUUGAUAUUAAAGUUAAAGGUAUCCCAGCAACUGUGAUGACAGAGAUCAGCUCAAAGUUAUAUUCAGAGUUUAUCAGCUGUACCUUGGAGAUAACAAAGAAACUAGACUUGACCACAUUCAAGCAAGGAGAACCUGUCAAGGAUGAGGCGGAGACUGGUGAAGAAAGUGUUGCCACCUCAGAUCCAGUCUCUGGGCUAAAAGCCAAGACUCCCAAAGACUUUCAGGUGUACAUGAAUGUGAUAACUUUAAUGGAGGAAGUGUUGCCUCUACAAAGUGAGAACCAUCUAGAGCCACACGUGUCACAUCUGUGUUGGUUCUUUGUGAGAUGCUCCUCCCUACAGCCUCUCGUGUCUGCCCACUAUACUGCCAUCACAACAGUGCUCUCCUGCACUCAGCGUACUUAUUAUUUCAAGAAACAUGAGGACCCUGAAGUAGGGACAGUUAUCCACCUCAUAAAGAGCUACAUCAGGGAACUACUUCAACGUUGUCGUCAGUUCCGAGAUCAACUUCUGGCGUCCUGUCUGACCCUCAUCCUUAAACUGCCACUAUGUAUUGUCAUAGACAUUUUCCCACAGCUAGUGUCUCCCUUACAGAUGGCCUUACAACUUGGUAUUAGUUACUUACCAUUGGCUGAGGUGUGUGUAUCAGCUUUGCAAGUGUGGAUCCGUCAGUUGCCUCAUGAUACACUGCAUCAGAACUUGCCACUGGUACUGCCUCUCCUCCUGCCUUAUCUUCGUUCCCAAGAGACGGGAGGAGAAGCUGAGGUCCAGGCAAGGGUCAUUACAGUCAAAAUGGCAUUUGCCUACCAGCGACGGAAGGUGGACCAGAAAAAGAUGCUCGACGGUAAACAGAUGGACGAGACAGCCAUGAGAAAGGUUCAGUUGUCUAUCUUGCGUCUGAUUGGAAGCUUGGAUCCUAAGUUGAGUAUGUGUGUCAUACCUCAAGACCCCGACACUCUCGCUGCAGCGGCUGUCAGAUGGGACACUUUGAAACACAUCAAAUUUGCCACACCGUUUGAACAAGUCAAGAUUGAUAUUUUUCUAGAUGACAUUCUACCCCAUGUUGUGGACCUUGCAAUAAAUUCAAGUGAUAGGCAAACUAAAGUGGCUGCAUCAGAACUGCUUCAUUCUGUCAUUAUCUUAAUGAUUGGCACAGGAGCCCAACAGCACCCAGACCUGCAGGCCAAAUACCCCAUGGCACCACUAUACCACCACGUGUUUGAGGCCAUGUUACAGCUGGCUUGUGACCCUGACCAAGUGACCCGCCAGUUGUUCCUCACUCUAAGUUAUCAAACAAUUCACUGGUUCACCAACAAUGAGAACUCUGAGAAUGUUGAUACUAAUGUUCUUUUGGAAGCCAUUAUGGAAGGAAUUGUGACAGCAAACAAUCCAGCUUUGAGAGAUGUGAGCGCUCGGUGCUUAGCGGAGUUUGUCAAGUGGUCUCGUAAGCAGUGUCGAAGGAAAGACACGGUCUCCUCGAACUUAAAAUCAAUUCUCAAGAGAAUCUUUUCAUUUUGUAGACAUCCAAGUGCCUUUAAGCGUCUAGGCGGCUCUUUAGCAUGGAAUAGCAUCUACAGUGAGGUGAGAGAAGAUGAAAAAGCUGUGGACAUAUGGAUCUUGGAGCUUUUAACAUAUCUAGUGUCUGCCCUUGACCUGGCACAAGCAGAUGACCCUGCCCUUGGUACUCAUGAACAGACACAAGCUGCUAUAUACCACGUGGAACGUAUCAUUCGGGUUAAAAAAGAGGUCUUCUGGAAGAAAUCAGCCCAUCGUCGGGUUCCCUCUGACCUUGGUGACGGGACCUUAGAUGACCUGCUCCUGUGGCUUCUGAAGCAGUGUGGUAGACCAAAGUCCAUUGUUCGACAUGCUUGUAUGGAACUCCUGGUAUCUUUAUCACCACAUGCAAAAGGUUGCAAGUCUGUCUCUAACUUUGUAGAGAAGCAUAUUGGUAAAGACAACAUGGAAACAAUAGUGGACAUUUUAGAAGGAGGGGAAGAAGCCUGUCAAGGUAUCAAGUACCACUCCACUCCCACCUCUUACAGCCAGACACAAGUUACAGUGAAGGAUGUUAAUAAUUACUGUGAGGCACUUUUAGCUGCACUGGAUGGCUAUAGCUGGCUCAUUGGCCGGAAAAUAUUGCCUGCAGCCCAACUCUUAGGUGGUGACCAAGUUCAUCUCUUUACCGCAGCCACUUACUUCAUCGAACAUAUGGCAACAGUGACCAUAUCUGAUUACUUACAAAACAACCAAACAAUUACCAGAGAUGAAAUAAUAAUGAUUACACCUUAUGAAAGUGAAGGUGCAACCAAGCUUAAAUGUACUGUAGUAGUUAGACUUAUGGACUUUUUAACUGUUGUACUACAGGAUGGUCCCAGUUGUGCACACUUCUUAGAUGAGAACUCUUUGUGGUCAUCAUCACUCUUUAAACUUUUAAUUCAGUGUGUUUUGGAUCCUGCAAGCAUUGGGUUUGAUAUUAAGGACACUGAAGUUACCAAACACUUGCCAUCACGCCUUGAGGAUAUGCUGAAGGUAAUGCAUGAGAAGGUGUCACAAGAUGUAGCUCAAGCAUUUGUCCAGUACUUGGAGAAACAGCUGCAGCUCACCAAGUACAACGUAGAAAAGCUUUUGCCGUCCUCAUUUUCUACAACAGUGACCAUACCCCUUGGGAGCCAGCAUGUCAUAGAGGGAGUAGAGAUUCUGCAGAAGAGUGGAUGGCUGACUGACUGUUCCACGGUUAAAAAGACAGUGGCAUCUGAUCUUGCUAAAUGGGUCUGUGACAGCUUGUUUGUGGAGCGUGACUUUACCUUAGAAGUGGUGUCUCCUAAUCCAAGUCAUCUGCAGUUCUUGAAUGCAGUGAUGCACCUGUCUGUUACCCUGGACUCACAGGUACUUCAGCAGCUCCUCAGGGGGGUAACUGAUGGUGAAACUGUAACAGGACUCAAUGGUCAGCACACUGAGAAGGGCUCUCAUAUUUUAGACAUUCUUGGCCCAAAUCUGAUGCCACAUCUUCUGGUCACCUGUGACUUGACACUUGUUAGGUGUGUGCAACUUAUAAAGGAUGGAAGGUUCCUUCCAGCCAUGGGCUUCACAGCUGCAUUACUCAACUCUAUGAUAAGAAGUCAAGAGCUGAGAAAAAGGCAUUCAGUUAAAGUGGUUCAGGCAUUCCUCUACCAUUGGCAAACCCUUUCUGCCGAAGCGGGAAAAACGAGCAUCCACCAGGAAUCCGUGCUCGGAGUGUUGUCAUCGUUGUUUCUGGUAGACCUUAAAUCUACGAUCAAGACGCAUUGCUCAAACCCCGGAUCUGACAUAGAAGUUUACUACAAAAAUAUCCUGUCUGAUGCCAAGGUUGAGCUACAAUUAAAGAUCAAGGCAAUGAAACUGUUGCCCUUCUUCUUCACUAUGUCGCCAGCUGUUGCCAAGUGUAUGGGGGAAGCUCUUGAGCUACUGAGCCUAAACCACUUUCCUCUCCAGUCUACUGAGUUUCUUUCCGGUGGUGCACGUGAUCGCGAGUACCAUCUAGCCCUUAGUGAGAUGCUCACUGCCCUUGAAUUGUCCAUGUCCCCGGUACUACUACAGUUCCUUGUGAGGCUCUUCUGUCGUGAGGAUAAACAUCGUUACGAGGAAGAUCUGAACGAAUCCCUUGAAAAAUUUAUGAAGAGACAAUCGGAAACUCAACAACUAGAAAGCCUCAGACUUGUGUACAAAAUGUUUAGUGACCAGACAUGUACGAAACAACUGAUCAGGCACAACAUCAUGGAGAAGGUCUUGUCUCCACUUUUACAACAUUCUGGCUUGACAUCCCUUACCUUAUUCCUUGUGGAAGUUAGCUCUCAAGUAAUGGCAGGAGUGUCAUUGCCAGUUAAAGGAAGAAGUGAGGAGCAACAAAAGGUCUUGAUUACCAAGACUGGGAGCUUCAUGAUUUUACAAAUAAUGUACUGCACACUUCCUCGAGAAAAAGUUUUUGCUCCUGGUUCAGAAGUUAAUUCUGCAUACCGACCAAACGACCAGUCGGGGAAGGAACUAACUAAAGAGGUGUUUCGACAUGCAUCCAAGAUUGCCAAAGGGGAUUUGAGACACGAUAAGACUCAUGAAGAAUUAAGAAGGCUGUGUGCUUGUGCAGCUUACAAUGCUCUCAUUGCUGUACUUGCAUGUGUACAAAAUGACCUGAGGUUCUACACCAGCUUCCUGUUUUCUGCAAAUUCAGUUAAAGGAGAAGCUAUUUGGGAAUGCCUCAUUGACUGCAACAAGCCCCACGAAUUUGACAUGGAGGUGAACUUUAACCCGGGAAAUAAGAGACGUUUUGUUGCUGUGCGGAGUAAGUUGAGAGAGGAUGCUAAGAGAGAAGGUGGUGUGGCUGGAGGGACGGUGCAAUACAUCGCCUCACACUACCUCUCUGAUAGUAGCCUGCGGGAAGAUAUCAGUCAGUUUGACUUCAAUAAUUCUGUUGUCCUCGCAAUGUCGCAGACAGAGCAACUGAAAGCAAAAGCCACAAAUAUGGAUGGUGACAGUAGUAAGCUGAUGUCGCUACACUUGGACCAGAGCGACUACAACGGCCACGAGGUCAUGGCCAACCUCACAGCGGUCAUUCAUCACAUGGUGGACACAGAGAUUAUGGUCUUACACAAAGGGGACUCAACACCUUCAGUCUCGGAUGUUCCUCAAUUGAUAACACUUAUACAGCAGAAGAUUGAGAGUGCAGAAACACCCCGGAAUGUGAAGCUCUUCUUAUUGCGUUUGAUGAUGAACACUUCGAAGGUGUUUGCUCCUUACGCUGCUCAUUUCGUCAACCCCAUCCUUACCUGCCUCGUUGAUGGGACUCUCGGAAAUAAGAUUAAUUAUUUCCUCUGUGAUGUGAUGGUUAUGUUGAUGGGGUGGGGCCAGAAAGCUGUACCACAACACAGUGUAUUAGGAAGGAACAUGGUAGCUCGUGCGAUGAGCUUCCUCUGCUCCAACACCCCACACAACAGAGCAGAUGUGUUCAAGUAUAACCUUGAUGUUGUCAGAUCAGUCAUGGAGUGCUGGAAGGAGGUAUUAACUGUCCCAUACCCAAUAAUUUAUUCCUUAUUGGGAGUGAAAGAUGGAGCCAAUCGGGAAGUGGAGGCAGGGCUACAACUGCUUGGAAUUGUGCUGGCAAUUGGAGUUGCUCCCUACAAUGUGGAUUCCCAGGUUGAAAAGGCAAGGUGUGAGAACUUGUUGGUUAAGUUGUUGGGUUCUCGGUUCGCCAGCGCAUAUGGAACUGCCUCGGAAGUGUUGGGUCUUGUUUUCAAGUUCAUGGACACCCAAGAAAAUGGAAGUGAUGAUGUUACACUGGAAGACAAUGUUGUACAGAAAGUACUGGAAAUAAAUCAUCAAAUGCCAGGCCAAGCCAUUACUUGUAUUUAUAACAUACACAAACACUAUCCACCCAUUGUCAGGAGGUUCAUUAACAGGCUCCUGAAUCUCUUGCCGAAGCUCUAUGGGAUUCAUCGCACCCGUAUACUUGAAUGUUUAGUGUCACACUCCUUAGAGAUGGAAGAUGUUUUUUCUCACCUGAAAGAAAAGAAUCUUCUUGAAACUCUAGCAAGAAAAGAGUCAUCCACCCAACUUGUGUCACUUCAGCUCGUCAAUACAGUCAUGCCUCGCCUCACUCCCCCGCAGGUGCUAUACUUCAUGCCAGGCAUUGUGGCCUUUGCCUCUCAUCCUUCUCCAAAAUGCCGGGAAACAAUGUAUGAUGUUCUCUUCUGGAUGUAUGAUAACUAUAGUGACCACCAGAGUGAAGAAGGCAGGCAGAUAGAGUCAGAGGCACGAAGCAUCUUGCUGCAGGCCGUCAAGGAGGAGGACGCUGCUCUAAAACAGUCGGUUCUCAAUUUCUGGCUGCAAGGUUCCAAGAAUCUCACACUUCCCCAGUGCAUCCUGCACAUCCUGCGUAACAUGUACAGUCCAGAUAGUGAGGACUCCUUCCUCCAGAUAGCCAUAUACAUCUUACUGGAGGCGACAAGACAUUCUGCGGACUACCAACGUGACAUCUUUAACCAGCCAUUGACUUUAUGCAAAUUUAGGGAGAUGAAAGUAAGCACUGAGUGGCGUGCUCGUCAUGCCUCUAUGAUCCCGCUGUUUGCCGAGACACAGGGCAGCACUGAUUCAUCACUUAACUCACUCCUUAGUCUGACCCAAGGCAGUGACUUCAUUGAUGCUGACAUAACUGGUCUUGGUGGUGUACAAGCCACACAAGCUAAUGUCUUUUCAGCCACUCAGCAAAAAGGUGGAGCAUUCAACUGGGUGACAGGGUCUACCUUUGACACCACAAUAGCAGACAUGGAGUAUGAGGCCACCCAUGCCCCAACCCAGGGCCCAACUUCUGGUCUUUUGUUUAAUGCUAGAUCUUCUCGUAAACCGAUCAUGUUACGUUAUAAAAGACAAGGCGUUGGAAAUACUCCUAUGCAGCCUCCAGAUGAGACGGAUGGUGCAGAUUCUGAGAGUAGCUUUCAAUCCAAGCUUCUGAGGCGACGCUUUGUUAGGAAUCAGGAUCGUGAAAAGCAGACCAUAUAUUUUGCCAAGAUGGAAGAACGACGAAGGAAAUUGAGAGAUAAACUGGAACAUGAGAGGAGGUCACGUAGGGAAGCGCAGGUCACAAUGUACAGGAGUUAUCGUAUUGGUGAACUUCCUGACAUCCAGAUCCCCCACCGAGCGCUGAUUGCUCCUCUCCAAGCAUUAGCCCAGAGAGAUGGGAAGGUUGCCCGUCUUCUGCUUGAAGUUUUAACCCAGGGAGUGAUAGACAACAUGGAGACCCUAAUGAGCCGUGGAGAGGAAGAUCUGUGGCAUCAGCAGCUCAAUGACUUACUUAACGGCGUCCUCGCAAACAGUUAUAUGUGUAAUCCAGAAAUGAUGCGAACUGUUCUUCACCUUAUGAUCAACAAUGAUAUUUCAGUCAACCCGGAGAUACUGGCUGCAGCUUGUCUAGGAAGUCGAUUGGAGGCUUUAGGUAUAUUGGUUUUGGAAAGGAAAGUGUUAGUGUCUAAACGGGGAGAAGCAAGAGUACAGCCUCCAGCAAUUAAGAAGAUUAGAGCCGAUCCAAGUACACAGUCACCAGAUGCCACCUUAUGGCUUAGUAUGGCAGAAUUAUAUAAGAGCCUAGACAUGUGGGAUGUGGUGCGAGGCAUUGUUCAGAGCAAGUUGGGGAGUAUCAAGAAAGAAACAAGAGCAGCACUGCAGGCUGAGGCCACAAAUAACCACGUUGAGGCCUUUGUUCACUAUCGCACUGCACUUGCAACCACAGACUGGGAAGAAGAGCCAGAGCCAGCAGAGGUUCGAGUUUGGGAAGAAUGGUAUACGUCAUGUGCUGCAAUGCUUGGCCAGUGGAAGGAGGUUGAAACUUUUCUGGAAGAUCGCUUUUUGAAAGAAGAUGGACAAGUGAAGCUGGACCGUGUAUGGCUCCUCCCACGUCCAGCUGCUGCUAUCCUCCCUGCCUUACUGCAUUCCAAACUUAUGAGCAUUUUAGAUGGGGCAGAAUCUGAUAAUAACAUUUGUGACUUUAUUAACAAUGCAAUGGGAGAGCCUCGCUACAGAGCACUGUUAGAGGGUGAAUUACCUCUUCAGUUAGCCGUGUUGUCGACAAACCAAGAGAAAUUUGCCCAAGCCCAGUCGUAUUUCACCACAGCCACAUCCACCACCCUCCUCACUCUGGCUCAGUACACCUUAUUAACACCUAAACCUCUCGUAACCACUUUACGCAAUGUCCAGUUAUUAACAGAACUCGGUGAUUUUUUUGAUACGAUCAAGUAUGCCGAGAAUGAUAACUACCCCACUAAAGUGAAACAGACUGUCAUCAAUUGGAAAAAGCAGGAAGCAAAUCUUGCAGACACAUCUCUUCUCAUUCAGUGCUUAUCCUCAUACCGAGAACUGUACCUCCACUUUCUUGAGAAACGAUUAAAAGAGGACAGUCAACAGGAUGUUCCACAAGUUAUCACAGCCACCAAAAUAUCCAUCAACAUGUCUAUUAUAAAGGCAGCUCUUAAAAAUAAUAAUUAUCACUUAGCUGCCAGAUAUCUGAAGAAGCUGAAAGCACUAUCCAAUGACAAUUGUUCCCGUGCUCAAUUCCACUUCUUGAUGGCAGAAACAAACAUCCUUCGAGGACGUGGUAAACCCAGUUGCCGGUUACAGUACCUAGUGGAAACUUGGGGAAACAACUUGGGUAAAGUUAGUGUCAUGCCAGAACUGGAACAGAAUACUGGAAUAGAGGUAAGGUAUUUAAAGCUUGAAAGUACAUUAUGUUUUGAAAUUUGUGACUCUAUCCAGGAUAUGGGUAAUGAAUGGCAGCAUGAAAAUAAAUACAUGCAAAUUUUGGCCAGUAAAUUUCUAAAUGCUAAUGGAAAGGAGUCAUGGUAUAAUGAACUUCUUAAAUGUAGCUACAUCGGUCUUAAAAAGGCUGUAAAAUGUGCCGAAGAUAGUUUACUUAAAUUUGUUGAUGGAGUUGAAGAAACCCAAGAUCCUGGUAAAGAUAUUCACAUGGCACUGGUGAAGUAUUGUGAAGACUGCUUAGAAAACUGGAGAAAUAAUAUAGAUGCUCCUGAAUACAACAAGACCUUAAUCAUCGCUGUUCUGAGGGCCAUGUCUUUGGGGUCACGUGAUGCACAUUUCCAUUUUCCACGUCUUAUCAAUCUGAUGGAAGAGGACCCGAGUCUUGUAUCGCUCUUUAUAAAAGGUUGUGAAACAGUACCUGUGUGGAUGUUCUUACUCUGGAUAAGUCACAUUCUGAUAUAUGUUGACAAGUCUCCUGGACCUGCUCUGCAACCUGUUAUAGAGAAAUUAGCUGCAGAAUAUCCUCAGGCUGUUCAUUAUCCAUUUGGUAUCAGCAUGAAGAGUUAUGAUUUUACCAGUGAUAUUGGUAAGUCUGCCAAAGUUAUGUGUCAGAAAGUGCAAACCUUGCUGAAUAAAAACAGUCUCCUUCAACAGUUUGUCACUGCUGUGUCACUCAUGGUUGUGCCAGCCAUCGCUUGUAAGGAUGCAAUUUGUGAUCUCAUUAUGAAGAAGGAUAAGAAAGAUAUUGAACAUGGUUUAGAAAAAGUAAUAUCUGAGUUGUUGAAGGUGAGCAGUAGGUUAACAAAAGGCAGUCCAAAUGAGAAGGGUGAAGCUUACAUUAAGCAGGAUAGAAUCAGGAUGGAGGUAAGUGCUGCUCUUGACAAAAUGUUUGGAGAAAACCGGAAGAAAGUUAAGACCAUGUCUGUCCAGGGUAUUCAGAAGGCCCUUUUUAAUAUUAAACAAAAAAUGGAGCUUAAUUCAGAUGAUUUUAAAAAGAUGCCAAAGCAGCUGAAGGCUUACUCACCAUGGUUAGCAAACUUUCAAGCUUCCAAACACUCGGAUAUGAUUGAAUUACCCGGUCAAUAUUCUGGAAUGUCCAAGCCUUUACCCGAGUAUCAUGUCAAGAUCUCCAGUUUUGAUGAAAACCUAAUGCUGAUGACUUCACUUCGUGUUCCUAUGAGAGUCGUUAUCCGAGGGGAUGACGAGAAAGAUCAUAAGUUCCUGGUGAAGUGGGGUGAAGAUUUGCGAACCGACCAAAGAAUGGAACAGAUGUUUAUUUUAAUGAACAGCUUGUAUUCUACUUCUGUGUGUGCUCACACGACAUCACGUCCCUUCUUGGAUACAUACCAGGUAGUGCCACUCUCUCUAGAAGUUGGACUCUUGCAGUGGGUUGAAUCAUCUCAACCCUUAAAGGAAUUUAUGUCUGUUUCAUAUAAAGAUAAUGAGAAGAAUUGCUAUAAGGAAGCACGUGGCAUAUAUGAGAAAGCAAGCCAUUGGGUUGUUACAAAGAAGGGCAAAAAAAAGGAUGUUGUAAAGACUUAUGAGAAUGUGGUUAAUAAGAUUCCCUGGGACCUGUUACGACGUGGACUGAUUAAACUUUCCAGUAACAGUGAGGGCUUCUUUGCUCUACGUAGUGCAUUUGCCGUCAGCUAUGCUACGUUAUGCAUAUCACAUUGGCUUUUGGGGAUUGGUGAUCGUCAUUGUGGGAAUUCAUUAGUCAGUUUAAAGACAGGCCAUGUAGUUGGUAUUGACUUUGGCCAUCAUUUUGAAACUGCUGUACAGUUUCUUCCUUAUCCAGAGUUGAUGCCAUUUCGACUUACUCCCCAGAUUGCCAAUGUCUUUCAGCCUGUGGGUCACAUAGGAAUGUUGCGGGAGGUGAUGGUUGCAGCACUAGGAGCUCUUCGGGAGUCUCGUCACGUGCUAACAUCUGUCUUGGAAGCCUUCGUUAAAGAGCCAACAGAAGACUGGUUAGAUUUUGUAAGGCGUCAGGAAGGUGAUGUUGAAGACAGCAAGGUAGAAAUAUUUUCCAAGGACCGUAUCAGGUGUCUUAAAGAUAAAUUAAGUGGCAUCAACCCUGCUUAUGUGACCUUGUGGGCAGUUUCUCAGGGCAAACAUUUUAAAAGGGAUCCUUCUAUGAUGCCAUUCCUCCAGGAAGUGGUUCUUGGCAACAGAGGAGAACACAUACGAGCAGAUAUUGGCAAGGAUGGCCUGAGUACACACCAACAAGUAGAUGUUCUUUUGGAACAGGCUUCUGACCCAAAUAUCCUUGGACGUACUUGGAUUGGCUGGGAUCCUUUCAUGUAGGCAUGUUUGUUUUGACCUUUGUUUAAGAUGCACAUUAUAAGGCUUUUUUUUUUUUAAUUAGGUACAGGUAUUAUUCAUAAAAAAAUAUUUGAACAAUAUAUUCAGCUUCUUGUUUUUAGUUAGCUCUCAAGAACAGGGGAAUCAACUAAGUUAUCAUCAUCAAUAAUCAUUCUGUAAUUCUUUUUUUCUGAUAAAUUUAUAUCAGACAACGAUGAAAAAGAUAAUUAUAUGGAUUUGGUUUUAUUAUGAAUUAUGAAACAUGAUUAAUUUUAACAAGUUUUAAAACAUGAAUCUAAAGUAUUUGUUAACCCCAAAACAGAAUUGUACUUUUAAAGAAUUUGUUUAAACUUAUAAAAAAAUAUUAUUGUAUACAUAAUUUUGAUUGCAAAUUUUUUCUAUCCCCUUAGUUAUUCUAUUAGAAGUAAAAUUCUGUUCAAGGAACUGUUUUAGGAUUUUUUAUUUAACCAUAUUUUUUGAAGUAGUAUGAAGGUUUUAUAGAUUUGUAUUAGGAGUAGGAACUUAUGAGGUACCUAGUGCACAUUGACUUGUGUUAUCACUUCAAAAAUACCUCUAAUAAAUAUGCUGUCAUUUAAAUACAGAACUUACAGUCUGAAAGUCAAUUAGUGAAGCAUCAUAUUAAUAAAAAUUCACUGUGUGUUUAUUAGUUUAAAAUAAAGAAACCAUAAAAGAA